AUGGCCAAAACUCGUUCAGAAGAGAAGACUUGGCAUUUAGGAUACAAGACAUUCAUGGACUUGACUGGGCCAAGCAGAACAGCGACCUGUCUUCGCUCCAAGAAGACUACCAGAAACAAUUCUGGGUGCGGCGGGUGCAAUAUUGGCCUAGAACUACCCAAGGACAACAAAGGCAACAACCUUGAGUUCGUGAGGUAUCUCGCCAAUUUCGUGGUUGUCAUCGGCGAGUUGAUAUUGGAGGCCACUGGUUUGGUCCGAUUCUGCCUCUAUGUGUUUGACGCUGGAUUCCAAAGACGAGUUGAAGUGGAACGGCCUGUGCCAGACGUAUUGGUCAUUUCGAAGGUAGCAAAAAGGAUGUCCUCGGAGGUAAGACUAUGCAUGGAGAAUCCAGCAAACCAAGCAGAAGAUGUUUUGGGGAUGAAGACCAUCAAGCGUGGAGAAUUCUACAGCAAGUCCAGGGUAAAAGACGAGCCGUCCGCGUCUGUUGAGCUGUCUCUCACCAAAGAUGACCCGACAUCAACAGUAUCCUCCUCUCAGAGGCGCCAAAAUAAGCCUCACGAUAGUGUCACCGGCCUUGAGGAUGAUCAGGAAAGAAAGCAAAGAAGAGAAAGAGGAGGGUGA
Molecule: messenger RNA, 621 nt
Organism: Rhinocladiella mackenziei CBS 650.93
Lineage: Eukaryota; Fungi; Ascomycota; Eurotiomycetes; Chaetothyriales; Herpotrichiellaceae
Exons: 1
Coding region: 1-621 (206 amino acids)
Source: RefSeq, a predicted model, not a curated record